AUGCAACUGAUUUUGCUGCCGAUAAUUUGGACACAGAGGAUGCUGCCAGGGGACCUCCUGUGGCUUUUAUUCUCACUCAGCUGUCUCCUGCCCUUCUCAAGGCCCGAGAUGAAGAUACCAUUUGAAACAGUGAAGGCUUGGGCUGACACCUUUGGUGAGGACAUAUAUUAUAUUGUCACAAAAUAUUCUGGCUCUCUCUUAUUACAGAAGAAGUAUAAAGAUGUGGAACCAACUCUAAGGAUCAAAGAAGUGGAUGGCUUGGAGCUGGUAAAGAUGUUUUCCAAAGAAAUGGAAAGUAUGCUACAUAGAAAAGUAGAAGCUGUUGAGCGAUUAGUUGAAGCUGCAGAAGAAGCAGAUGUUUAUCACGAAUUCAACUCAUCAUUACAGUUUGAUUAUUACAAUGCUGUUUUGAUUAAUGAGAAGGAUGAGAAUGGUAAUUACGUGCCACUUGGGGAUGAAUUCAUUCUGGAACCAAAUGAGCAUUUCAAUAAUUUGCCAGUGAACACAACAUUCAGUGAUAUACAACUUCCAACCAAUGUCUACAACAAAGACCCCAACAUUGUGAAUGGAGUUUACAUGUCCGAAGCCUUGGAUCCUGUUUUUGUGGACAACUUUGAAAGAGACCCAACUCUCACUUGGCAAUAUUUUGGGAGCACAACAGGAUUCUUCAGGCUUUACCCAGGAAUAAAAUGGAUACCAGAUGAAAACGGAGUCCUUUCCUUUGACUGCAGAAAUCGGGGCUGGUAUAUCCAGGCAGCUACAUCACCCAAAGAUAUUGUGAUUCUGGUGGACAUCAGUGGAAGCAUGAAGGGUCUGAGACUCACCAUUGCUAAGCACACCAUUGUCACUAUAUUGGACACACUGGGAGAAAAUGAUUUUGUCAAUAUUAUCGCUUACAAUGACUAUGUUCAUUACAUUGAAUCCUGUUUCAAGGGAAUCCUGGUUCAAGCUGACAGAGAUAACAGGGAGCAUUUCAAGCAGCUGGUGCACGAGUUACAAGCAAAAGGAGUGGGGAAGGUGAACAAAGCUCUGAUUGAAUCCUUCAAAAUCCUGAGGGAGUUCAGAGAUGCAGGACAAGGAGGUCUUUGUAACCAGGCAAUUAUGCUGCUCACCGAUGGAGCUAUGGAAGAUUAUGAAUAUGUCUUUGAAAAAUUCAACUGGCCUGAUCGUAAGGUCCGUGUUUUUACAUACCUUAUUGGGAGGGAAGUCAGCUUUGCACAGAACGUGAAAUGGAUAGCUUGUAACAACAAAGGCUACUACACACAGAUAUCUACUUUGGCUGAUGUGCAAGAGAAUGUCAUGGAAUAUUUGCACGUGCUUAGUCGGCCAAUGGUUAUCAACCAUGAUCAUGACAUCAUAUGGACUGAAGCCUAUAUGGAUAGUGCUCUCUUUGCCUCUCGAGCUCAAAGUCUCUUGCUUAUGACAACAGUGGCUAUGCCUGUCUUCAGCAAAAAGAAUGAAACGAGGUCACAUGGCAUCCUUCUGGGUGUAGUAGGCUCUGAUGUUCCACUGAGAGAGCUCCUCAAGUUAGCCCCACGAUACAAACUGGGCAUCCAUGGAUAUGCCUUUCUAAUUACUAACAAUGGCUACAUUCUGUCUCAUCCUGACCUCCGGCCAUUGUACAAAGAAGGGAAAAAGCUGAAGCCCAAACCCAAUUACAACAGUGUUGACCUUUCUGAAGUAGAAUGGGAGGAUGUAAAUGAAACUUUACGAACAGCAAUGAUCAAUGGAGAAACUGGUUAUUUUUCCAUAGAUGUGAAGGUGCCUAUGGAUAAAGGAAAAAGGAUUCUCUUCCUCACUAAUGAUUAUUUCUUCACUGAUAUCAGCGGCACUCCAUUUAGCUUGGGAAUUGUUCUAUCACGAGGAUAUGGUGAAUAUAUCCUACUUGGGGACACUUCAGUGGAAGAAGGUUUGCAUGAUCUUCUGCAGCCAGAUUUGACCUUAGCCAAUGAGUGGAUUUAUUGUGUUACAGAUAUUGAUCCAGAUCACAGGAAGCUAAGCCAGUUGGAGGCUGUAAUCCGUUUUCUUACAGAAGAAGAAGCUGAUCUUGAAUGUGAUGAAGAUUUAGUUCAACAGGUUCUCUUUGAUGCUGUAGUUACAGCACCUAUGGAAGCCUAUUGGACGACCUUGGCCCUCAGCUUGUCCAAUGAGACUGAAGAUGGUGUGGAGAUGGCCUUCAUGGGAACUCGGGCUGGUCUCAUGAGGAUUACCCUUUAUGUAGGAACUGAGAAACUGUCUAACAAGAAGUUCUUGACCAGUUAUGAUAAGGAAAGCAUUUUCACCAUGGACCACUUCCCCCUUUGGUAUCGCCGAGCAGCUGAACAUCCUCCGGGGAGCUUCAUUUAUAGCCUUUCUUUUGAAGAAGCUUCAGAGGGAAGUUUGCCUGUGGCAGUGACAGUAAGCACAUCUGUGGCUGUGACUAUUGGUGGGAAGACAGGAAUUGCUGCAGCGGUGGGUGUGCAAAUCAAAUUGGAAUGGCUUCAGCAGAGAUUUUGGGAGGCUACACAGCAGCCCAACGACACAGAUUGUAGUAAUGUGAACGGCUUGUGUCCAAUUAACUGUCGUGAUGAUAAUCUGAAUUGCUUCCUUAUUGAUAAUAAUGGAUUCAUACUUGUUUCCAAAAUCUCCCAGCAGAUUGGAAAAUUUUUGGGAGAAGUGGAUGGCUCUGUGAUGACCCAGCUCGUAAAUAUGGGAAUGUUCAAAGAGGUGAAGAUGUUUGAUUACCAAGCCAUGUGUAAAUUGCUCCAUCACCAUCCUAAUAGUGCUCGUCCUCUUCUCAGUCCAAUUUAUACAUUAUUGGCAGCAGCAAAGUGGCUGAUAACUGAUUUCUUCAUAUUCCUUUUGGAAUUUAACAUUUUUAGUUUCUGGCACAUGGAUAGCUGGGCUGAUGCCAAAUCCGUUUUUCAUCAUGCUCACAGACAUAAGAAGCAAGACACGCUGCAACCCUGUGACACGGAAUAUCCUGUGUUUGUGUAUGAGCCUGCCAUCAGAGAGGCCAAUGGGCUAGUUGAAUGUGGAGACUGUCAGAAGUAA
Python bivittatus (Burmese python) is the source of this 3033-nucleotide messenger RNA. The record is from RefSeq and is a predicted model, not a curated record. Lineage: Eukaryota; Metazoa; Chordata; Lepidosauria; Squamata; Pythonidae.